Messenger RNA from Scaptodrosophila lebanonensis, 1175 nucleotides. RefSeq lists its product as uncharacterized. The coding region runs from base 81 to 776 and encodes 231 amino acids. The record is from RefSeq and is a predicted model, not a curated record. NCBI's taxonomy places the organism in Eukaryota, Metazoa, Arthropoda, Insecta, Diptera, Drosophilidae. The transcript is spliced from 2 exons.
CAACUGCGCAUUCAAAACGAAUUCCCACUACUUGCAAAAUCAAAAACUGAUCGAAAACUGAAAUUUGUAAGCAGUGGAUCAUGCCAGAUGAUGACAAUGGGGUCAUUGAUGUUAAAGACUUUAUCCGGCAGACUCUGCAAAUUACAUCGUACUUUCUGUUGGGCGCCAUUCCGAUAUGGAUGUUGAUAUCGAUCUAUACGACAAAGGAGCACAUAAUCUAUACGCUAGUCUGUUUCUUUGGCUCGUUCGUCGUGCUAACUCUGAUACACAUGAGUCAUAAAUUGAAAUAUCAGAAGCCCCUGAACUGGAUAUGCAUAAUAUUGUGCUAUGGUCUGAUGACUGUCGGAUUGGGAACUUUCAUAAUGAAUACAAAACUAAUCACUACCAUGAUUGUAGUGGCAGUGACUUUUAUGAUUUGGGCAGCCGUUUUAUUUAUAUGUUGGUUUCUGAUUAACAACUGGAACUACCCGCAUCCAUUCAAAUUGGCCGCAAUCGCCAUUCUGGGAUUCAUUGUGGUCAUUGUGAUAUUUGCUCUGGACACAAUACAGUCCUGGAAACAUACGAUGGAUGCAGCUUUGGCUGUGCUUCUAUGCAGUGUGGUAAUCCUAAUGAUAUCCCAUGUGCUAAUUACCUACGAUGGCAGCGAUAUUGUGAUAAAAGACGAUACCUUGCUGAUCGCCUUUGUACUCUAUAUGGACUAUGUACUUAUAUUGGUGGCCAUCUUCAUAUCCAUGAUUCGCAUUCGAAAUUUUCACCACUUGGACGAACGUGAUUAACGUGAUGGCAUGCAAGGCUUUGCAAAGAAAAAAAACAACUGUGGACCAAGAACGCCGCUGCUCCACACAAAUAUGGCAAACAGCGCCAAAUGAAUCGCCAAAUGACUGGGACAAAGGCAUCGUCAUACUCGUAUGUAUUGUCCGGCGGGACGACCUCAAUCACGUCUCGCUCUUGGACUGAAUCAUGUGAAUCACGGGCGAUGCCAGCUGCCGAUACGUGACUCUCAAAAUCGAAAUCGAAGGCUGCACUAGAAAGCGAGAAGCCGUUCAAGAUUAUUCAAUUACAUUGAGAAUUGUGGUGUCGCGUUGGCUUGAUUGUAUGUGGGUGUAGAUUAUUAAUAUACUUGUAAGAUAUUUUUUAAUAUAUAUACGUGUAUACAUGUAAGUAUUUUAAAGUAA